AUGCGUGCUCAUAACCUCCGGGCCAUCUCUUCAGCUCCCUUGGUGAAACUUCUGAAGUGUUUCCUGCGUUGGUUCCGAUGCGUUGUCUGUGGGACGCAGAGGAAGCCCCGAGUGCGGGAAGCCUUGGCUGGCCUUGUUCUGGGCUCCGAACAUGAGACUCGUCUGGUGGCAAAGCUGUUUGAAGACUAUAGCAAUGUGGUACGGCCAGUGGCAGACCACCGUGAGAUUGUACAGGUCACUGUGGGUCUACAGCUCAUCCAGCUCAUCAAUGUGGAUGAAGUAAAUCAGAUUGUGACAACCAACGUUCGCCUGAAACAGCAAUGGGUAGAUUACAACUUGAAAUGGAACCCAGAUGACUAUGGAGGAGUGAAAAAAAUCCACAUCCCCUCGGAAAAGAUCUGGCGGCCAGACUUUGUGCUCUAUAACAAUGCAGACGGUGACUUCGCCAUUGUCAAAUUCACCAAGGUGCUCCUGGACUACACUGGCCACAUCACCUGGACGCCUCCAGCCAUCUUUAAAAGCUACUGUGAGAUCAUUGUCACCCACUUUCCUUUCGAUGAGCAGAACUGCAGCAUGAAGCUGGGCACCUGGACCUAUGAUGGCUCUGUGGUGGCCAUCAACCCGGAAAGUGACCAGCCCGACCUGAGUAACUUCAUGGAAAGCGGGGAGUGGGUGAUCAAGGAAGCUCGGGGCUGGAAGCACUGGGUGUUCUACUCCUGCUGCCCCAACACUCCCUACCUGGACAUCACCUACCACUUCGUGAUGCAGCGCCUGCCCCUCUACUUCAUCGUCAACGUCAUCAUCCCCUGCCUGCUCUUCUCUUUCCUAACCAGCCUGGUGUUCUACCUGCCCACAGACUCAGGGGAGAAGAUGACGCUGAGCAUCUCUGUCUUACUGUCCCUGACCGUGUUCCUCCUGGUCAUUGUGGAGUUGAUCCCGUCCACCUCCAGCGCCGUGCCCCUGAUCGGGAAGUACAUGCUGUUCACCAUGGUGUUCGUCAUCGCGUCCAUAAUCAUCACUGUCAUUGUCAUCAACACACACCACCGCUCGCCCAGCACCCACAUCAUGCCCGACUGGGUGCGGAGGGUCUUUAUUGACACUAUUCCAAACGUCAUGUUUUUCUCCACAAUGAAAAGACCAUCCAGAGAUAAACAAGAGAAAAGAAUCUUUACAGAAGACAUAGAUAUCUCCGACAUCUCUGGGAAGUCGGGGCCUCCACCUAUGGGUUUUCACUCUCCACUCAUAAAGCACCCCGAGGUCAAAAGUGCCAUCGAGGGUGUCAAGUACAUCGCAGAGGCCAUGAAGUCGGACCAGGAGUCCAAUGACGCGGCUGAGGAAUGGAAGUACGUUGCCAUGGUGAUGGACCAUGUUCUCCUUGGAGUCUUCAUGCUGGUUUGUCUCAUCGGGACCCUGGCUGUGUUUGCAGGCCGGCUCAUUGAGUUACAUCAGCAGGGAUGAGUGGAGGCUGAGCUGAGCCUGCCUCUGCCCCAGCCCCAGCCAGUGUGGGGAAA
This is a messenger RNA of Acomys russatus (golden spiny mouse), 1511 nucleotides long. It is a transcript of the gene Chrna1, whose product is annotated as cholinergic receptor nicotinic alpha 1 subunit. Gene Ontology annotation, molecular function: transmembrane signaling receptor activity; acetylcholine-gated monoatomic cation-selective channel activity. Gene Ontology annotation, cellular component: synapse; postsynaptic membrane; neuron projection. NCBI's taxonomy places the organism in Eukaryota, Metazoa, Chordata, Mammalia, Rodentia, Muridae. The transcript has 10 exons. The record is from RefSeq and is a predicted model, not a curated record. Gene Ontology annotation, biological process: regulation of membrane potential; monoatomic ion transmembrane transport; signal transduction. The coding region runs from base 1 to 1458 and encodes 485 amino acids.